Symbiodinium sp. CCMP2592 is the source of this 1794-nucleotide messenger RNA. The record is from the annotation of a GenBank genome assembly. Lineage: Eukaryota; Dinophyceae; Suessiales; Symbiodiniaceae.
AUGGGUGGCGCUAUCCUGUGCAACAGAUGCUGCGAGAAGGAUGAGAGAGAGCGCAGCCUGGUAGACGAGUCGAACGCCUUGCAGAUCUUCGGCGAAGACUUCCCAUCGCUGUCUUUGCCGCCGAUAAUACCACAGAGGUCGAGCAAAGACCUAAAUCAGUCGCUGUCGCCAUCGCCGAAGUCCAAGACAUUGGCCUUGACACCCACAUCGCGGACUCCGAAAACACCGCGAACACCCAAAGUCGAGCAGGGCAACAUCGAAGACGAAGAAGAUGGCGAAGGGGGAUCAUCUGAGCUGGAGCUGGUGGAGGGCCCAAUCGUCAUCGACGAGUACUUCGACUUUUACGACCCCUACACGAAGCGGGCCGAGGUUCUGCCAUUGACUGAAGAAGUUAAGCACCAGCGGCCGGCGUCAGGUUUGGCGCACAGGAUUGACAUUGGAGACCAAUGUUCAGACUGUUCGCCACUUGACGCCCUGACCCCAAAGACGAGAGCUCGCUGUGAGGUCGAGGUCUUGACCAAGUGGGGUGUCAUAGCGGGCAAGCUUAUUUUCUCGCGAGUGCUGACCCUCACCACGAUGAGCAGCAUCUACGUAAUUCGUGCACAGCAGGCCAGGGUGGAAAAGAACUCGCGAGUUUGGAGGCGAAUCGAAGGAAGAGCGCGAAGGGUCGUCAGUCAGGCCGCCCACCUUGCGGCUCGCGUGAUAGAAGAGCCAGGGGACACGCUGCACAACCAAUGGCGCCUCGCCCAAGGAGGGGCCUUGUCUGAGCUUUUCACGACAGAAUACGUUGACACUUUGAUGAUAUUGGCGAAAGCCACCUCGAAGCUGGUGGCUGUUCAGCCGGUCCUCGUCGAGGCCAGAGUUCCUUGCCGAGUCUUUGGUGACAUCCAUGGUCAACUCCGGGAUCUGCUUCUGAUCUUCGCCGCCUUCGGUUUUCCUGGAAGCAAAGAGGACAAUUUGAAUGACCUCGAAAUGUCUUAUGUUUUCAACGGCGACUUCGUUGACAGGGGAGCGCACUCCCUGGAAGUCAUUGGACUGUUGCUGGCCUUGAAAGUCUCAAUGCCGGACCGUGUUUGGCUGGUUCGUGGAAACCACGAGGAUCGCACCAUGAAUGCCAGAUACGGCUUCUGGGAGGAAUGUCACGAUCGGCUUGGCGACACAUUCGGCCGCAAAACUUAUGACCUUUUUCAGACCACAUUUGACCAGCUACCGAUCGCUUGCCUCGUCGCCAACAAGAUCCUCUGUGUGCACGGAGGUGUGGGGGAUGGGAGGUGGGAUCUUAAUGACCUACGAGCUGUCAGACGACCUUUGAGCCAACAGGAGCUUUGUUCGACGAAGCUGCGUUGGGUCCACAACAUUCUCUGGUCAGAUCCAAUCGAGGAUGAUCGUGAACAGCGAUCUCAAGAAGCAGGCCCUGUCUUCGGGGUGCAUGAAUCGCCACGGAACACAACUGCCGUCCUCUUCGGUUGGGAUGUAACAAAGACAUUCUGUGCCAAGAACGGUAUCAACAUGGUCGUGCGCAGCCACCAGUCCAAGAAGGAUGGAAUAGGUGUUGAUGUGAUGCAUGACAACAUGCUGAUCCGGGUGUUCUCAGCACGCGAUUACGAGGGCCACGGAAACGAUGGCGCAGUCCUCCUCGUACAGCCAACCGACGAGGGAGAUGCGCAAUGCUGUGAUCGGCCAGAACAGAUCAUGGUGAGAGCACAGGUUCUUGGAUCGUUCGCCAAGGCGACGGCCAAUGCCAGCCGUGGAGCUCUUUACCACCUCAAUGUGUCACAGGACAGCGGGCAUUGA